AUGGCACUCAGAACACUCCCUCUGGAGAUAUACGCCCGAACAAUCUUCCAUGUCUCCUCAAUUCGCGCCCUAUCCGCCGUAUCGCAAACGUCUCGCGCAAUGCACUCCCUCUGCGACAUGAAAAACCGCGAAAGAUUUCACCGGAUUUGCAUCGACGAAGCCAGAAUUGAGAAGACAUUCAAUCUUUUAAUGGAGAUACUUAAACAGCGCAGUUUGGGAAAAUACGUGCGCAAAAUUGAACACCGUUACCGGAGACCCUAUCAGGUACCUGCGUAUACAGAGGCGAAGGAGCAGCGCAGCCUCAGCGCAGAGGAAAUGGAUCUUCUUCGGAGCGCGGUCCAGAAAGCGGGAUUUAGUGGCACUCAAGAAAGCGCUGUGAUUAAUAUGCUGAUGCAGAAGGAUACCAGUGGUAGAGAUGGUGAGUUAGGGGAUGUUGGAAAUCGUAUCAGACUUAGCAGAAUUUACCCCAGUGUAAUCAUGGGAACAUUCAUUACGCAAGCAUUAACGGCAAUGCUUAUCUCUGUUUCGCCUAAUCUGGAGGCGUUGACAAUGACACAGCCUUUCGAGUCAUACGACAGUUUCAACUAUGAACCCGAGAAGAAUCCUCGGGAAUCAUUCACCGACUUCCCUAUUGACAGAAUUCUGCGUCGAGCGAACACAGACCCGACCAGUGUUCCGUAUCUUCAGAAUCUUCGCAAAGUCUACAUCAUAGUCGACGAAGUAAUCAUGGGUGGAGAUGAUCGAUCCUACGUCGGUCUCGAGUUCUUCGACUGUAUAAAGCUCAUUGAUAACCUCCCAUCCAUUGAAUCAAUAGGCACUGACGCCCUUAUCGAAGACGAAAAUGAUGUUGCAACUCUGCUCCCUACAUCAUCGAAUAUAAGUCGAGUCUAUUUGAACCACUGUGCGCUUAACACGCCUUAUCUUGCGUAUAUUAUUCAAUCUUGCAAGGUUUUGAAGGAAUUCCAGUACACUAUUGGUGGCCGCGACGUACUAGAUGGACACUUUUGUCCGCUUAAUCCCAAAACCUUCAUUAAGGCUAUCUCUCCUCAUAAAGAUACUUUGGAAGUUCUGGACAUCGACGCUGAGGCAAAUAUACAUGACUUAUCAUAUUAUUAUGAUGAUGACUUUGCUCGUGCUGAUAAAAGAUUUGACGAAGUGCUAGAUCCCUACCUCGCAGAGGACGACGGAAUUCUACUCCAACAAGAACAGUUCGUCCAGUCUUUCUUGGGAAAUUCAGGUUGUUUGAAGGACUUCCAUGCCUUGAAGCGAGUUAGUCUUGGAGUUGGAUUCUUGUUAUAUUUUGCUAGAGGAGUUGGAGGCAGUUAUGAGACAAGAGAUCCAGCUACAUUCAAGUUGGUGGAAUGUUUACCUGAGGGGUUGGAGUAUCUUUGUAUAAGGGGAUAUAAAAAGGGACGGAUUGAGAAAUGGGAUGAGCAGAUUGAUAGCCUGAUGACCUUUUGGCAGUCGGGGAAGUCGAAUAUUAAGGAGAUUACGGGUGUUGAAGAGGAGAUUCUUAAUGCGAAAGAUUUGGAUGAUAUUGAUAACCAGGAGCACUUAGUGUGGGUGUUGCAGGAGGAUACACACGUGCUCUGA
This is a messenger RNA of Penicillium angulare, 1593 nucleotides long. RefSeq lists its product as uncharacterized. Bases 1 to 1593 code for a protein of 530 amino acids. The transcript has 2 exons. The record is from RefSeq and is a predicted model, not a curated record. Lineage: Eukaryota; Fungi; Ascomycota; Eurotiomycetes; Eurotiales; Aspergillaceae.